GGGAAUCGAACGCCGGUCCUCAGAACUGUGAGGCAGACGCUCUAACCAGUCCGCCCGACAUUAAACAUUCAGUCGCAAAUUCAACUUUCAGUGUAUUUCUCAACCUGUCGUGCAUGCGCCUUUAAACACAGGGUUGGGUCAAAGGGUCAUGCAUGUUGGUGGACUGAAUUCAGACGCUUUGUGUGACUUUAGAGGCAUAGUUUUACUGAAAAUCUUUGCCCAAACUGCAAAUUGUUUGACCUCGUGGGCAUUCCUCUGUCGUGUCAGUUUCCUUAUAAGAAACGUAGCCUAUGUGAGUGAUGCAUGAAGUCACUCCAAAGAUGGACUAUGGAAUGUAGAAAACGUAAUCAUUUGAAUCGGCUCACAUUAUUCUCAUCAAACUAGUCAGCGAUGUGGAGUGGUGAGAGAACAAAUACUUUGGUAUGGAAUACAAAUGCUUCAUUACCGUAGUUCAUUAUGGGAUUUUUCCAGGUACGGUAUUUGUACUUUGAGUUUUUUAUUUUCCUGACAACUUUUUACUUUUACUCCCUACAUUUGAAAACAGAUAUCUGUAGUUUGUAUACUUUACUAUGCCAAAAUAGGCUUGUGAUAUUUUUCAACCUCCACGGCUGACGACACAACGUAAAAAAAUCAUAAAACUAGAGUUAAAGUCAACCACGGUUGAGAUCUUAGGAUCUUAUAAGGCAUGAAAAACUGGAACAGGAGCUUCAUGGAAAACCGACGAUAAUGCAACAGAUUCGGAGAAGCAAGAUAUUCCCCAUCCAUUGCCUUAUUUAAAGUGCCUGUAAAGGGACCCAAAAUAUGUCCUGUAAAUUUGAUACAGCACAGAGAAGAAUGUUUUUAACAAGCGUCUCCAAAUGUUUUAAUUCGUUAAAAAAAAAUCAUGGAUGUAAAAUAAGGCUCUAAAAUCAUGAAAAAUGAGGCUCAUUUGGAGGUGCUAAUUUUCAUCCCAGCCGCUUUACACUCGGCUGCGAACCGCUCCAGUGAGAGUUGGAGAGCACGGCUUGAUGAAGCAAACAGAACCACAUCAUCUGCAAAAAGCAGAGAUGCAAGACUAAGGCCACCAAACCGGACCCCCUCUGCGCCUAGAAAUUCUAGAAAAAGUUAGGAACAGAAUCUCCAAGUCCUCAAAACACAUGUAGACUGGUUGGGGGAAUUCCCAUGCACCCUCGAGGACCCUUCCCCCACCAUCGGAGCCAACCCACCACCAGGUGGUGAUCAGUUGACAGCUCCGCCCUUAUCUUCACCCGAGUGUCCAAGACAUGCGGCUGCAAGUCCGAUGACACGACUACAAAGCCGAUCUUUGAACUGCGACCUAGGGUGUCCUGGUGCCAAGUGCACGUAUGGACACUUAAGUUCGCAAUGUUAGCAAACAAUUUUUGAAGUCAAGCCAAUGCUAGCUAGCUAGCUCUUGAACAGCAACAUCCUCUUCAAGCAUGGCCCACAGGAGCCUCAGUCUUCAGUCAUGUUAGCUUUGAGCUGCUGCAACUCUUCAUCCUCGCCACUCAUCCCUCGUUCCUUAAAUGUCAGCAGAGGGAAAAUGGCAGCCAGGGUGGCUCUUCAGAUGUCGCAGCAGGGAAACCUGACCACCGGCGGCGUUGUGGUGGUGGUGUUGCCCAUGACACUGGGCAUCGUGUCCAACAUCGUGGCCCUGUUUAUCUUGGCGAACGCCUACUCUCUCCAGAGACGGCGCUCCAAAGCCACAUUCCUCCUCUUUGCUACGUCCCUAGUAGUAACAGACUUCAUGGGCCACGUGAUCCCUGGUGCCCUGGUUCUGAGACUCUACCUUUCUGGAGGUGUGCGGCCGGAGGACUCCGGCUCUUCUGAUGCCAUGUGCCAGUUCCUGGGAGGAAGCAUGGUGUUUUUCGGCCUGUGCCCGCUCUUCAUGGGUUGUGCCAUGGCUGCAGAGCGUUGUCUGGGUGUCACCCAGCCACUCCUGCACUCCUCCCUGGUCACAACCACCCGCACUAAAAUGUGCCUGUCUGCGAUUUGGCUGGCUGCUCUCUGUGUGGCCUUGCUGCCGUGCUUGCAGCUGGGCUCAUACACCUAUCAGGACCCAGGCACCUGGUGCUUUAUUCAAGUGCUCGGCGACAUUCAUGAGGCGGACGUGGCAUUUGUGGUGCUUUUCUCUGGGGUAGGCCUGACCUCCCUGGCUGUGGCAGUGGUGUGCAACAGCAUCAGUGGACUGACGCUGGUGCUCGCUAGACUGAGGAGGAAGCCUGGGUCCCAUCAUUCGGCCAAGUCACAUGACAUUGAGAUGGUGGUGCAGCUGGUGGGAAUUACAGUCACUUCGUGCAUAUGCUGGUGUCCUCUGCUGAUCUUUGGCCUGAUGUCCGCGAUGCACUCCUACACAGGAUCUACUGGAGAAGAACUUUCCAACUACAAAAUGCUACUGGUAAUGGGUGUGAGACUGGCCACGUGGAACCAGAUCCUGGACCCCUGGGUCUACAUCCUGCUGCGCCGAACUAUCCUACGGAAAAUCUACCUCAUUGCAAAGUGCCAAGCGGGCCUGGGGGGUAAUUUAUUUGGAUGCUUGGACACUACAUCUCCUCCUCAGUCGGAGAAGAAUGAAAAAUGAGCUCUCUAAAAUGGGAGGACUGUGCCGCAAACAUUUUAAAACCCCUCAGAACUAAAUACGUUCAAUAAAAGAAUAUGUCUGAUGAU
Phyllopteryx taeniolatus (common seadragon) is the source of this 2664-nucleotide messenger RNA. Its product is annotated as prostaglandin E2 receptor EP1 subtype-like. Gene Ontology annotation, cellular component: plasma membrane. The record is from RefSeq and is a predicted model, not a curated record. Bases 1466 to 2578 code for a protein of 370 amino acids. Gene Ontology annotation, biological process: positive regulation of cytosolic calcium ion concentration; inflammatory response; adenylate cyclase-activating G protein-coupled receptor signaling pathway. The transcript has 3 exons. Gene Ontology annotation, molecular function: prostaglandin E receptor activity; thromboxane receptor activity. Lineage: Eukaryota; Metazoa; Chordata; Actinopteri; Syngnathiformes; Syngnathidae.